Cydia pomonella (codling moth) is the source of this 2246-nucleotide messenger RNA. Its product is annotated as phenoloxidase-activating factor 2. Gene Ontology annotation, biological process: proteolysis. Lineage: Eukaryota; Metazoa; Arthropoda; Insecta; Lepidoptera; Tortricidae. The transcript has 6 exons. The record is from RefSeq and is a predicted model, not a curated record. The coding region runs from base 164 to 1723 and encodes 519 amino acids. Gene Ontology annotation, molecular function: serine-type endopeptidase activity.
AAGGCUACAAUUGUUAGGGGAAUACCAUCAAUUGCACCCGGUAAGGACAUAUUUAAUGCCCACUCACUGGUAUCUCCGAUUUCAUACCUGACCAUCAGUCGCAGACCAUCUACUGUGCGGUUCGCACUCCAGUUAGCAAUCAAAAUUUAACUGACUGGACAAAAUGUGUUUAUGGCUUUUAACUGCAUGUUUGGGUAUGCUGCCCACCAACUCGCCCCCUACAAACGUCAUUGUUGUAGGAGCGCCUCCGCCUCCUAUACUCGAGCCUACAACGACAACAACAACAACAACUACAGCGAGUCCUAAUAUGACUGGACCUCCUCCAAUGAACAUGACUGGACCUCCUCCAAUGAACAUGACUGGAGGACCUCCGAUGAACAUGACAGGUGGUGGUGGUGGUGGGGGUGGUGGUGGUGGUCCACCUACCAUCGCUCCUACAGUUCCGACAGCAACAAUAGGUGGAGUACUUUUACCUGUUAUUCUUUGCGACAACCCUGAUAUUGUUUGUAUCAUUAAUCCUGACGAAACCGCUGCAGGCAUGCCGUCGAUCGAUCCGCGACUUGGCACCACCCCAGCGACGUCGGCGGCGUUGCAGGUGCCACCGAUUAUAGGAUACAGUGCUCAAGUGCCGUCUUACAACACCGCUGUGAGAUUCCCUAGGGAGCGACGGAGUAUUAAAUUAAACACAAUUCCUACCAAUAAAUUGGACAGAUUAGAUAUGAUGGAAGCUGCCAGUCAUCGAAUUCGCAAAAGACAAACGGGUUGCAGGUGUGUAGCUGCAGGCACUUGCACCAAUAAUGGAACGAAUGCUGGAGGUGGUUUGAUUGAUAUUAGAAUUGUAACUCCGGGAGGUGGAUCAGGAACGACGUGUCCUGCCGGGCAGGUACUCUGUUGUGGCACCUCGACUACAGUGAUAGCAUGCGGCACUUUGCAGACAGUACCCACCACAGCGAUCGCUCCAGCCUCUGGUCAGGCCAAUUUCGGAGAAUAUCCAUGGCAGGCAUUAAUUUUAACAAAACAGAACGAUUACAUCGCUGGAGGUGUGCUAAUUGACCAAUUCAACGUUUUAACAGUGACUCAUCGACUGUCUACAUACAUUGUAUCAGGCACAGCUCCUAACGUCAAGGUGCGUUUGGGUGAGUGGGACGCUGCCGGAACCUACGAGCCAGUGCCAUACCAAGAGUACACAGUCGCCAAGGUGUUCAGCCACCCCUCUUUCGACCCCACCACCUUGCAGUAUGACAUCACUGUCCUGCGACUAUCGACUCCAGUCCCUUUGACGCCUAUGACUGGUUCUGUUACUACUAUUAACAGAGCAUGCUUGCCAGCAUCCAAUACGGCUACUUAUACUGGUCAAAGGUGUUGGGUAUCUGGAUGGGGUAAAAAUAUGUUCGGCCUACAAGGACAAUACCAGCAGAUUUUAAAGAAAGUAGACGUGCCAAUUGUAGCCCCAGCAACCUGCCAAAGUCAAAUGCAAACGGCACGUCUAGGCUCCAGCUUUGCUCUUGACACCACAUCCUUCAUUUGUGCUGGCGGUGAAGCAAAUAAGGAUGCAUGUACAGGUGACGGCGGUUCCGGGCUCGUGUGCAAAGUCGACGGGCAGUGGGUGGUGGUCGGGCUGGUGGCCUGGGGGCUCGGCUGCGCCAACGCCGACGUGCCCGCCGCCUACGUCAACGUCGCCGCGCUGCUGCCCUGGAUACAGGCUCAAGUGGCUACCGCCUAGGAGGAUUGCUUCAAGUCUUUUCAUUUUGAGGGUGUACGGUCACGUCUGAUAAUAUCGAUAAAAAGUGCCAAAAAUAUGUACACACGACUUUAUUGCCCAUAUAUUAAGCUUAGUGUAUAGGUACAUAUUUUUGACACUUUUUUCGUAUCGAUAUUUUCAGACGUGACUGUACGAGGGCGGGAUGAUAAGUAACUGGCCUUAGCUAUUUAAAAAGUUUGAAUUUAAAAAUAAACUAGCGUAAUUUAAGCUUCGUGUCUCUGGCUAUCUGUGUUCGAAAUUUAAAUUUGAUGGCUUAAAUAUUUUAUCGAUUUUCUGUUAUUUGAAAAUAUAUUGUGACGAUUGUUUUCAAAAUGGAUAAAAUUGAACAAAGAGCGGUGAUAAAGUUUCUUUACAUGAAGGGUAUGAAGGGGAUAGGUAUUUAUGAAGAGUUAAAGAAUGUUUUAGGUGAAUGUGCUCUUUCUCACGCCACAGUAAAAAACUGGGUGGCUGAAUUUAAACGAGGCCGUACAAGUGUCCAAGAUGA